AUGGCAGCUCCCAAAGCGAAAGCAGAGGCGCCUUCGACGCCAAAAGCCAGCCUACCAACAAACCCCCAAGAGAGUAUGUCUCAACCCACGGAGUCAAUUUCUACCUCCGGAUUUCUUGCAGAGGUGUACAAGGAGAAGCCCCUAGGGUCUGCUGGGGUUGAGAGGAUCGUCACUCGUUUCCCCCCAGAGCCAAAUGGUUUCCUUCAUUUAGGACAUAGCAAAGCCAUUGCAAUCAAUUUUGGCUUCGCGGAACAUCAUGGUGGAGACUGUUAUUUACGCUACGAUGAUACCAAUCCUGCUAAGGAGGAGAAGAAGUACUUUACAGCUAUUGAAGAUAUGGUUAGAUGGCUAGGCUUUAGCCCUGUCAAGAUUACAUAUUCAAGUGACUAUUUUGAUACCCUCUAUGAGCUUGCCGAGGACUUGAUCCGUCGAGAUGCCGCUUAUUGCGAUAUUCAACCUCCAGAAAGUGAAAUUGCCCAGCAACGCGGUGGUGGUAAAGGUGCCACUCCCCGCUACGCUUGUGGGCAUAGGAAUCGUCCAACCGAUGAGUCGCUCACAGAGUUCAGGGCAAUGCGCGACGGCGAAUAUGGUCCUCAAGAAGCUUUGCUUCGCAUGAAGCAGGAUUUGACGUCUAAUAACCCCCAAAUGUGGGAUUUGACUGCCUAUCGUGUGAUUCAACCAUCAAAGUCUAGCAACGCAGAAGAGCACGUUGAAGACGAAAAUCCAGACCAUACAGCUGGAGUUCACUAUCGUACUGGAGACAAAUGGAAAAUUUAUCCAACAUACGACUUUACUCAUUGUCUGGCAGAUAGCUUAGAGGGUAUUACCCACUCCCUAUGCACGACUGAGUUUGAGACGUCGAGAGUUUCCUACAAUUGGCUAUGUGACACGCUUGGUGUUUAUAGACCCAUGCAGCGAGAAUAUGGCCGACUCAAUUUGUCUGGCACUGUGCUGUCUAAACGAAAAAUCAUGGACUUGAUUUCGAAGGGGCAUGUUCGUGACUGGGAUGACCCCCGUUUGUACACACUGAUUGCUCUUCGGCGUCGUGGUAUUCCACCAGGAGCCAUCCUAUCGUUCGUCAGCAAGCUUGGGGUCUCCAAAGCUACAACAACGAUUGAAAUCAAGAAGUUUGAACAGUCUGUUCGGCAGUAUCUAGAAGUAACUGUUCCGCGCUUGAUGGUCGUACUUGAUCCAAUUCGCAUUGUGAUCGAUGAUCUUCCUGAAAAUUAUCUGGAAAUGGUGGAACUGCCGUACUCUAAAGAUCCGGAAUUUGGAACACACCAAGUUCCAUUCACUCGAACGGUAUAUAUCGAUCGAAGCGACUUCCGCGAGACGCCCAGCAAGGAUUUCUUCCGGCUUGCUCCAGGCACAUCCGUCGGUUUGCUCAAAGUACCAUUUCCCAUAACUGCAACCAGUUUCGAGACGGACCCAGAUAGCGGACUUGUCACAUUGGUGCACGCUCAAUACGAUAAGCCUGCGGAAGGUACCAAGUUUAAAAGGCCCAAAGCCUAUAUUCACUGGGUAUCGGAUUGCCCGUCGCUGAAUAGCCCUGUUAAGGCCUGCGUUCGUGUCCACAAUCCUCUGUUCACCUGCGACAAUCCGGAUACGCACCCGGAUGGCUUUCUUUCCGUCAUAAAUCCUCAGUCGGAAGAAACAUUCCCCGGUGCAAUGAUUGACAUUGGUCUCCACGAGAUCACUCAAAAGGCCCCUUGGCCGAAAACUAAGAGUGAAGAAAUGGCAACGGAUUCCCAGGCAACUCCAGAGACUGUUCGAUUCCAGGGGAUGCGAGUGGCAUAUUUUUGUCUAGACCGAGACAGCACGGCCGAUUACAAAGUCUUAAAUAGGAUUGUGUCAUUGAAGGAAGACACAAAUAAAUAA
This is a messenger RNA of Talaromyces amestolkiae, 1878 nucleotides long. RefSeq lists its product as uncharacterized. NCBI's taxonomy places the organism in Eukaryota, Fungi, Ascomycota, Eurotiomycetes, Eurotiales, Trichocomaceae. Gene Ontology annotation, biological process: translation; glutaminyl-tRNA aminoacylation. Gene Ontology annotation, molecular function: ATP binding; glutamine-tRNA ligase activity. The transcript is spliced from 6 exons. Bases 1 to 1878 code for a protein of 625 amino acids. Gene Ontology annotation, cellular component: cytoplasm; cytosol. The record is from RefSeq and is a predicted model, not a curated record.